AUGGCCAAAGUGGCUGGCUUGUCUUCCAAGAGGAGCCGGUGGCUCUUGGAAUCCUUGCGCGACCAGCAGCGGCACUCCCUGGGCACUGGGUUUGAGAGUGCCAAUAUCCUCCUCUCUCCCAAGUACCACCUCAAAGACAAGGAUCUGAGAAAGAUCCACAAGGCUGCGCGUGUCGGGGAUGCAGCCAGAGUGCAGCAGCUCCUGCUUGGGAAAUGCGGUGUGAACGACAGAGACAGGAAGAAGAGGACUGCCCUCCACAUCGCCUGUGCUUGUGGCCACCCAAAGGUGGUGACGGCCCUGAUAGAAGGAAAUUGUGACAUCAAUGCCACAGACAGUGAGGAGUGCACAAGUCUGGUGAAGGCUAUACAAUGUCAGGAAGAGGAAUGUGCUACCAUUCUGCUGGAGAAUGGUGCUGACCCAAACAUUGUGGAUGCCCAGGGCAACAGCGCUCUCCACUAUGCUGUCUAUUAUAAGAACACAUCACUGGCUGCAAAACUGCUCGACCGUGAAGUGAAUGUCGAAGCAACAAAUAAGGGUGGCUUCACACCAUUUUUACUGGCUGUCAGUGAAAACAAACUGAAGAUAGCAAAAUUCUUAUUAAUGAAGAAUGCUAAUAUACAUGCAGUUGACAACCAAAAAAGAACAGCCCUCAUGCAUGCUGUAAGUCAUGACUCAACAAACCUAGUCAGAUUUGUUCUUCAGCAAGGUGUAGACCUCUUUUUGAAAGAUGACUUUGGAUUGACUGCAAUCGAUUAUGCUGCUGAUUUUAAAUAUAAUACCAAUAUGAAAAUCCUUCUCGAAUAUAAAGAAAAGAGAUAUGAGGAGUCUGCAAGAGUCAACCUAGUGGAGAAAAGCUCUGAGGAUGACUCUUCCGGAAGGAUGGACCAACAGAGUCAGGAACUAGAAAACAUGGAGAAGGAAGGAUUGACGGAGCCAGGAACUGGAACAGAAGAACAAGAGCCAUGUGGAGCAGUGACGUCAGCAGAGGAACCAAGGAGGCUUGCCGGCAGAGGAGACAACCAGCCUCAGGAAGCUGCAACCGUGCCAAGGACUAGAGAAGAAGAGCACGACGUAACAUGCACAGUGGCGACAGGAAAAGAGGAUGACAACGAAUCAUCUUGGGAUUCUGAGAGUGUCUCUGAGAAUCUUCCACUUAUUCGCAUUGGUGUUGAUGGACUAUUACAAGUAAAUGGGCAAGCAGUAGAAAACCCAGAGAAAUAUCUUCAUUGGCUGCCUAACAGAAAAAGGGAAGAAUCUGCCCCUAAUCAAACAAAAGGAGUCAGGGAUUCUCAGGCAUUCGCACCAGCAGAACCAGGUUUAGAAUUGACUUCAGAGGAAAAACACAAAGAGCUCUCCAGAAAUGAAGACAGCCAGCAUCAGGUUGAAGAAGGAAGGAAGCGGGAUUGGAGAGAAGGGGUCGUUCCGGAGAACCUGCGUACAGCUGCUCUUGACCAUGGUGAUCGCGGGUCACCUCUGACAAGGAGGAACCAGAAGCCCAGGGCCCAGCAGUCUCCUGGUGUGGACAGCAAAAAGCAGGAUGGUGGUUCUGGCUUGAAUAUAAAAGAAGAAAAGAAAAGAGGACAUGAAGAAUGGUCUGGAGACUUUGUAAAUGACCUGACCUCUGAGGAGUCUGAGUCAUUGGCUGGUGAUUUCCUGCCAGUGAAGGAUUCUUGGAGUUUAAAUGAUGCAUAUCUGAAUAAGGGAAGGCCUACAAAGAAAAAAUCAAAGGAAAAGCACAAGAUCAGGGAAGAAAUGAAUGCUAUGGAAGAUGCUGAGGACCAAACUCAGCCCUCUGAGUCAUGCUCAGAAAUCCAGACAGACCCAUAUUCUAACAUACAGCAAACAAAAACUGAAAAUGAGCCCUGUGAGCUACUUACAAGACAAAUUGGAAACAUGGAAGGCAUCAUAGCAGAAGCAAAGGUGCUGAAAAGGGAACCAGUGAGAUCAAGAGUUGCAUUAAAAGAAAAAGAGGAGACGGGAGAAGGUGAAAGGGUGAAGAUACAGUUACCAGAAAAAGAUGAGCUUUAUCCUGAAGCCGCUGAAAGGCAACGCUAUGACAUGGCUCUGAGGAUCCUGCGGCUGAAAGUAAAACAGACUUUGAAGCAGUUUCAAGAGGCACAGGAUCUACAAAGAGAAGUUGUUCAGAGUUCGCAGAGGAUGCAGGACCACUUGCAGAAGCUUCAGGCUGGAUGUUCUGAGGCAGAGGUUAUGGUACAAGAGCAAGGAGAGAAAACUGCAGAGCUUCAGAAGCUGCACGCGGGCUUGACUAGGGUCAAAAAGGAGCAGCUAAAGAAACUCAACAAACUCACACUCUCUCUGAAAUGUUCUCUGGAUCAAACGAAGAACAAAAAUGAAGAGUUAGAGAGAGAGCUCACUGAAAUAAAGAAACACUUAGGAGUAAUGAGAAAGAAAUUGAAUGACCAUGAAAAUGGAGAAUUUAGUUGCCAUGGAGAUUUAAAAACUAAAGAACUUGAAGUGAAUGUUUCAGUGGAUAUGUUAAAAAAUGAGAUCCAUGAAUUGAAAGAAAAAUGGGGAACUAUAACCUCCAAAUAUCUACCUCUGGAUAUACAAUUUAAAUACAUUGAGCAGGAGUUGUUAUCAAUAAAAAUAGCACAAAAGCAAUACGAAAAGCUGCAUGAGGAUCAGAAGAGUCUGCAAAGGGAUGCAUUAGACCUGCAGCAGCAGCUGCGAGAGAACAUGGCAAAACUAGAAGACAAAAAGCAUACACUGGCAUUAAGAGACAGUAAUAAUGACUCGGUAAUGAGUCAAAUGGAACUCAGGAUUAAAAACCUUGAGUCUGAGCUUGAGAAACUGGAGGCCGAGAAAGAGUCUAAUGCGAGAAAGGUAGAAAAAUACCAGCAGCGCUGUGCCAGAGAGCGGAAGCUCAGCAAGAUGCUGUCACACAAGCUCACCAAAACUAAUAGCAAACUAAGCAAAGUCAGAACAGACAUUUUGCUGGUGACAGAAUGGAACAGAACUGUACAGAACACUCUUACUACAAGGCCUGUCCCCAAAAAUCCUGGUGUCACUGAGCACGGUACUUAUAUAAAUCGCAACCCUAACUUCAUUGCAAGCAGAAAGCCAGAGCCUGCCAUACCCAGCCCUCAGCCUUCUCCUGAGCUUAUGCGGAAGAGUCUCCUCAAGAAGCAGCAAAAAUUGAUAAAAGUCAUAAAUGAAGAGGUAGAUAAAGCUGCAGCUGAACUUGAGCCUUGGCCCUUGGAAGCUUAUCCUUCAGGGUCUAAGUAA
This is a messenger RNA of Apodemus sylvaticus (European woodmouse), 3246 nucleotides long. Its product is annotated as ankyrin repeat domain-containing protein 26-like. The coding region runs from base 1 to 3246 and encodes 1081 amino acids. Gene Ontology annotation, molecular function: protein binding. The transcript has 31 exons. Lineage: Eukaryota; Metazoa; Chordata; Mammalia; Rodentia; Muridae. The record is from RefSeq and is a predicted model, not a curated record.